UCAAGAUGGCUCCUGUGGAGCACGUUGUAGCGGAUGCCGGGGCUUUCCUGCGAGACGCGGCUCUGCAGGACAUCGGGAAGAACAUCUACACUAUCCGGGAUGUGGUGAACGAGAUUCGGGACAAGGCCACGCGCAGGCGGCUCGCCGUCCUGCCCUACGAGCUGCGUUUCAAGGAGCCCUUCCCAGAAUACGUGCGGCUGGUGACUGAGUUUUCAAAGAAAACUGGAGACUAUCCCAGCCUCUCUGCCACAGAUAUCCAGGUGCUGGCGCUCACCUAUCAGUUAGAAGCAGAGUUUGUUGGGGUGUCUCACCUAAAACAAGAACCGGAAAAGGUUAAAGUGAGCUUAUCAAGUCAGCACCCAGAAACUCCUCUACACAUUUCUGGUUUCCAUCUGCCCUCAAAGCCUAAACCCCCACGAGAAACACUACAACAUGGACACCCAGCUGGUGAGCCCGAGAACCUAGAAUUCACUUCCUUCAUGUUCUGGAGAAACCCUUUGCCUAAUAUUGAUCAUGAACUGCAGGAGCUGCUGAUGGACAAAGGUGAUGAUGUUCCAAGUGAGGAGGAUGAGGAAGAAGAGACUGGAUUUGACGAAAGGAAAGACGAGGGUAGCGACGACGAUGGGGGUGGCUGGAUAACUCCCAGCAACAUCAAGCAGAUCCAGCGGGAGUCGGAGCAGUGUGCCGUCCCGAAGGACGUGAGGGUUGGCUGCGUGACUACGGACUUCGCCAUGCAGAACGUCCUGCUUCAGAUGGGGCUGCACGUGCUGGCGGUGAACGGCCUGCUGAUCCGAGAGGCCCGGAGCUACAUCCUGCGUUGCCACGGCUGUUUCAGGACCACGUCUGACAUGAGCCGAGUGUUCUGUUCGCAUUGUGGAAACAAGACCCUGAAGAAGGUGUCCGUGACCGUCAGUGACGAUGGAAGCCUGCACAUGCACUUCUCCCGCAACCCGAAGGUGCUGAACCCUCGGGGCCUCCGGUAUUCACUUCCCGCUCCCAAAGGGGGCAAAUACGCCGUCAACCCCCAUCUGACUGAGGACCAGCGCUUCCCUCAGCUGAGACUUUCCCGGAAGGCCAGGCAGAAAACGGACGUGUUUGCCCCUGACUACAUAGCUGGGGUAUCUCCCUUUGCGGAGAAUGACAUCUCCAGCCGGUCCGCCACCCUGCAGAUCCGAGAUAACGCCUUGGGAGCGGGUAGGAGGCGGUUAAAUCCCAAUGCUUCCAGAAAGAAGUUUGUGAAGAAGAGGUGAAGCGCAAGCUCUGCGGGCCAACAGGAUUGCCACUGCAGCUGCUGAGGCGCUCAGGGGCCUCAUUUCCCCAGCUGUCGGGCUCCAGAACCAUGUGGGUGGAAACAGUAGGCCUGGCUUAUGCAGUGCUGCCUCCUGGCUCCCUGGGAUGGGUCGGGUCGGGUCCGUGAUGGAGCUGGGCCAUCCCUUGGCCUGCGAGCAUCCAGAGAGCUGGGAUUCCUGCCAUGUUGAGGGGACUUUGACAGAAACAGAAGAACGGUGCCGUGGAGCACAUCCUCAGCAUUCAAAGAAAGGAACUUCCAGCUGGUACUGUUUUUCUAAUAAAUGUGGUUAUAAGCUUCUGUGCCUUUUCAUUAAGUCGCCAAAUGUUUGCUGCUUAGAUAAUUGGAAGGUAGCACUUGAGCUGUAUACUCAAGUAUCAAGCAUUUAGAUUUUUUUUUUUUACAAGAAAAUAUACUAAGUUUGUUACAAUAAACCU
This is a messenger RNA of Neomonachus schauinslandi (Hawaiian monk seal), 1725 nucleotides long. RefSeq names its product NIN1 (RPN12) binding protein 1 homolog (gene NOB1). The coding region runs from base 6 to 1250 and encodes 414 amino acids. Gene Ontology annotation, biological process: ribosomal small subunit biogenesis; maturation of SSU-rRNA. The transcript is spliced from 9 exons. Gene Ontology annotation, molecular function: RNA endonuclease activity. Gene Ontology annotation, cellular component: preribosome, small subunit precursor. NCBI's taxonomy places the organism in Eukaryota, Metazoa, Chordata, Mammalia, Carnivora, Phocidae. The record is from RefSeq and is a predicted model, not a curated record.